AUGGAAAACAUAACGUCACAGCGAAAUCGUGAAAAGUUUUAUGAAAACGGAUUUUUGUACAUAUUUGACAAACUGUCUGCAGACGAAAAAACUGAGUUUUGGCGAUGCGAACAAAAACGGCAUUGUAAAGCGCGCGUGCAUAUAGUUAAUCACGAAGUCGUAAAAUCUAUCAAUAUGCAUAACCACGAACCAUCUGCAGCUAAAGUGGCAGCAGACAAAAUCGUAACCAAAAUUAAGAAAAGGGCUGUAGAAACACAAGAAUCGACGUGCCAAGUAAUCAACGAAUGUACCCAAAAUACUGAUAUCGCUUGUCAAGGAGCUCUUCCCAACCAGCAAGCUUUAAAGAAGUUAAUCAGGAGGAAACGCAAUGAAAUUAAUCAAGCUCCGUCAAAUCCUACAACUCUGGCUGAUCUUGAAAUUCGUGAAUGUUAA
Molecule: messenger RNA, 432 nt
Organism: Macrosiphum euphorbiae (potato aphid)
Lineage: Eukaryota; Metazoa; Arthropoda; Insecta; Hemiptera; Aphididae
Source: the annotation of a GenBank genome assembly